Molecule: messenger RNA, 3594 nt
Organism: Plasmodium gallinaceum
Lineage: Eukaryota; Apicomplexa; Aconoidasida; Haemosporida; Plasmodiidae
Product: RAP protein, putative
Exons: 3
Coding region: 1-3594 (1197 amino acids)
Source: RefSeq, a predicted model, not a curated record
AUGUUCUUUCGGAUAUUAAAAAAUUAUAAAAUAACUAGUUCAAUAAAAAGAGAAAAAAGUAAAUGUAUUUUUUUUAUGUACUUUAAGAAAAAGAGCUUAAGUAGCUCAAAGAAAAAUGAUAACUUUUUGAAGAAUUUAUGUAAUAAAAAUGUUAUUAAUAAUUUAGAUUCAUUAAAUAUUAUAGAAAAUUUAAAAUAUGUAUCUGAUAAUAAUGUUAACAAAGAUGUUGUUAAAAUUUAUGUGAAUAGAAUAAAAUUACUAAAUGAAAAUUGGAAUUUAAAUAAAAUUUAUUACAUUUUAAAAGCUUUAAAAAAGUAUGAAAUAUAUGAUGUUGUGUUAAUAAAAAAAUUAGAAAAUAUCAUUGAUCAAAUAGAUUUAUAUGAAAAAGCAGACAUAGAUUAUUUUGAAAAUAUAUAUAUUAUAAGAAUAUCAUAUAUAUUACAAACUUUUUAUUAUUUCAAUCAUACAAAUGAAAAAGUUGUGAAAAAGCUAAUUAAAAUUUUAAAUAAUAAAUUGGAUUAUAUAAUUUAUCAUAAUAAUUAUUUCAACAAUUUUUUAUGUAAAUUGAGACAAACUAAUAAAAAUGAAAACAAUAAUAAAUAUAAUUUAAAUAUUAUCAUUAAUAAUGAUAAUAAUUUGAAAUUUGAAAAAAAAAAAAAUGAAAAUAUUUUUGUGAGGAAUAUAAAUUUUAAUGAGAUAUAUCUUAUUCUAAAUGUGUUAAAAAAAUUAAAAUUCGUAAAUAAAGAUUUUGUAAAUAAGCUAAAAUUUUUGUAUUAUUUUAACCACAUAGAUGUUGAUAAAACAAAUGAAAAUGAUUAUAAAUAUAUCACUUUAUUAUUUAAUAGUUUUUAUGAAAAUACAGAUAAUUAUUUACUAAAUAUUAUGACAUUAUUUUUAUCAAAAUAUACAGAUAUGCAUAAUAUUCAUGAUUUAGUUCUAAUUCUUGUAACAGUUUAUUAUUCUAAGAUUGAAAAAAAGGAAAAUGAAGCUGAACUUAGUAGCACCAAAAAAAAUUAUAAAAUAAAAUAUCCACCAAGUGAUGAUAUAAUUAGUAUAAUUGAAAGUAUAGCCUUUUUAAGUGAAGAACAAAAAAAAAAUCUUAAAUACAUUCUUUUUUGUAUAUGCAGAUGUGGUGUAAAACGAGAUGAUUUAUCUGAAAUUAUUUAUGAUAAGGUUUUAGCUUUACUGAAUCUUAAAUAUCAAAAUGAUUUAAAUAAAAGAAUUUCUAAUUUUUCAAGAAAAGAAAAUGGAAAAAGUGAGAAAACCUUUAAAACGAGUGAAGAUACUUCUUGUAAAAAUAGAAUUAUUAAAAAUAUUACGAAUGAUAUGCAAAGUUUAAGUGAAUUAAUAAAAAUUUCUAAUUACUCUUCAAAAGAAGUAGAUAUAUUAUAUUAUAUAUAUAUGAAAAAUUUUGUAGAAUAUUUUAAUAUAGAGACUAUAUUAAAUAUAUUUAAAAGUUUUAUUUUUGUGUAUAACAUGAGUAAUGAAUCAGUUAAGAAUUAUAAUAUAUAUUUAAAAAAAAGAAAUAGAAAUAUAUUAUGUCAUAAUUUAAAUAAUUUAAUGAAUAUUGUUAUUCUAAUAAUUACAACAAAAUCCUUAUAUAGAUUAUAUAAUAUAAGUAAUAUAAAUAACUUAAGUUAUGUUCUUUAUUUUUUAUAUCAAAUAAGCAAUAUUUUUGAAAAUAAGAUAUAUGAAGAAUUAUAUAUAAAAAAAUUGUAUGAUUAUAUAAAUAAUGUUUUAAUCAUAAAGUUAAAAUUUAUUUUAAUGGAAAAUGAAGAGAAAAAUGUAAAUAAUAUUUUUACAUAUAGUAAUUUAGAAAAAAAUGAUGAAAAUUGUAAUAAUGGGGCUAUUAAUAAUUUUAUUAAUUUAAAUGAAUAUUCACACAAAAAAAAUAAAUUGUAUUCAAAACAAAAAUAUAAUAAUCAUAAAAAUAAUGAUUUAUUAAAUAAUGAUGAAAAUAUGUAUGAUGGAAUAGUUAAUGAAGAAAGUUGUAAUAACAAAAAUGGUGAAGAAGAUAUAGUUGAUUCCUAUUGUAUUUUAUUUAAUUUGUAUAGUAAAAAAGGUGAUAACAAAAACAUACAAAUUAUGUUAUUAAAAAUAUUACAAAGAUUACAAAUAGAAAAUAAAAAUUUUCAAACAGGAAUAUACGUAAAUUUAUUAAACUCUUUUGCAAAAUUGAAGUAUAGAAAUAUGAAAUUAAUUGAAAUAUGCUUAAAAAGAAUUGAUGAGAAUUCAGAAAGUUUAAAUUUUUAUGAAUAUAUAAAUUUGUUAAUAUCACUAUCUAAAUUAAAUAUAUUUGGAAUUAAUUUAAAUAUAUAUAAUGCAUUAUUUUCCUUAAAAGAAAAUAAUAUUAAUAGUAAUUGUAAAUAUAUAAACAAAAUAUUUAUAAAUGAAUAUAAUGGUGUAAAAAAACUGAACAAUAUAAAAAUUGUUUAUAAAUUGACUAAUAUCUUUAAAAAAAUAAAUGAAAACAUAAACAAUUUUGUUUUUUUUCCUAGUUUUAAAAUAAUUAAUAUUAUACCAAAUAUAUUAAAUACUUACACCAUAUUAGGUUUUGAUAAAAUUCAUUUUAAAAAUAUAAAUAAGUUAUUAGAAUGUUUUUAUGAUUACAUUUUUAAUUAUUUUGAAGACUGUAAAUUAAACGGAAAAGAUAACAAUAAUAUUAUUGAUAAUCCAAAUAACAAUAAUUAUAAUGAAAUUAAUUAUAAUAUGAAUAAUACAUUUAACAAAAAUCAUUAUUGGUAUUUCAGUGAAAAAAAUAAUAUAAUAAUAACAAAAGAGAAUAAUUAUAGAAAGUUAUAUUUACCUCUUCAAUGUUUAUAUCAAUUAUAUAUAUUCAAUAUUUAUUUUAAUUUAUAUAUAAAAUAUUUAUUUAAUUUUUACAACGAUAAAGAUAAUCCUAAUGUGUUAAUGAACGAUGAAACAACAGAAGAUUCAAGUUGUUUAACAAAUUAUUUACAUAACACAAAUUUAUAUUCAAUGAGAAAAUCAAAUAUUAAUGACACAAAAAAUCAUAGUUUUUUUAAUAUAAAUAAUAUUUUAAGCGAAAAAAGUAUACAAUUGUUAAAUAAUAUAAUUUUUUUUGUUAAGUAUAUUAACAAUUUUUACAAAAAUGAUAACUACAAGAAAUAUAAUCUUUAUAUGGAAUACUUAAAUAACUAUAAGAACAAUGAUGAAAAAAGUACUAUAAGAAAAAAAAAUAGUCAAUUAAUUGAAAAUAUAAAAGGUUUUGAAAUUCAUGUUAAAAUGGAUAAUUCAAAAACAAAUCCUUCAAGUUUUCAUAGAGAUGUUUUUUCUAUUUUGAAAUCAUUAGGAGUAAAAAAUAUAGAAUGUGAAGUCCCAUUUCUUGAUGGAAUAUACACUAUUGAUAUCAUUAUAAAUAAUUCGAUAUGCAUAGAAAUUAAUGGUAACAAUCAUUAUUAUUACGAUAGUAAUAUGAAACGAUCUUAUGAAAAAUUAGACUCUCUGAAUCUUAUAAAAUAUUAUUUACUAAGUAAAAAGUAUAAAUUAAUUAUAGUUUCAAACUUCGAAUGGAACCAUCUGAAAACAGUUGAUCAGAAAAAAGAAUUUUUGAAGAAAAAAAUAGAAAUAUAA